Messenger RNA from Trichoderma aggressivum f. europaeum, 2580 nucleotides. RefSeq lists its product as uncharacterized. The record is from RefSeq and is a predicted model, not a curated record. Gene Ontology annotation, molecular function: chromatin binding; DNA clamp loader activity. Gene Ontology annotation, biological process: DNA damage checkpoint signaling; mitotic DNA replication checkpoint signaling; DNA repair. NCBI's taxonomy places the organism in Eukaryota, Fungi, Ascomycota, Sordariomycetes, Hypocreales, Hypocreaceae. The transcript has a single exon. Bases 1 to 2580 code for a protein of 859 amino acids.
AUGGCACCGCCUGCGAAGCGUCGCCGGCGGAAUACCGUUGAGGCGUCCGACGAUGAAGACGAGCAACCAAAGGCCAAUACCUUGACUAAUUUCCUUCUCUCUUCGCCAAACUCACCGGCGAAGCUACGAGCGCCGACUUCGUCUCCGAGUCCCGUGAAGAAAAGGACGGCCAAUGGUCAAUCCUCUAGCAAUGGCAGCCCUCUUCGGCCGUCGCGAUCACUAAAGAAUGGCACGAGUUUCAGCCCUAAGAAGACCAGGGCUGCGACCAAGGUUGAUGACAAGGGAAAGACGGCAGACUUGAAGACGCUCUUCUCUAAGCAGGCACAGAAAGUAGCAAGGCCAGGCUUAGGAACCGACAGAACGACGGAACCGAUCGACGAUCUGAUUACCGAUCCUAUUUCCGACGACGACGAAAUAUCAGAGCUCAAAGCUAGCUCCUCCAGCGUGGUUGGACAACAUGUGAGGAAAAGAUUGAAAGGGGCCAGCGGCGCCGCCCAGUCUGCGCCCAGUGGCUCGCUGAGCAUGAGCCAAAGAUUCCUAAAGCCCAGUCGACCUGCGUCUACAGAUACAUUGAACGAUGAUUUACGGCCCUGGUCGGAACGAUUCGGCCCGCGGAAUCUAGAUGAACUUGCUGUACAUAAGAAAAAGGUGUCCGACGUUCGGAAGUGGAUUGAAGAUGUCAUGGGAGGACGGAUGAGACAGCGGAUGCUGAUAUUGAAAGGCGCUGCCGGCACUGGGAAGACCACGACAGUUCGCCUAUUGGCAAACGACAUGGGAUCCGAGAUUUUGGAGUGGAAGAAUCCUGCCGGAAACUCAACAACUGGGUUUGUGUCGGCGUCCGCGCAGUUUGAGGAUUUCCUCGGGCGAGGAGGCAAGUUUGGGGCUUUGGACUUGGAAGAACCCGAGCCAUCGUCCACGCCGGCGAGCUCAAACACUGCCUCACAACCCCCCAAUCACAACGGGAAGAAGAUGAUUCUUAUUGAAGAAUUUCCAAACACGUUUUCUCGGAGCUCGACUGCGCUUUCCUCCUUUCGGCGCACCAUCCUCCAGUAUCUGGCAACACAAACGCCGUCCCUACAUGCUUUUGGGCAGCAGAGACGAGUGGAGCCAAUUACGCCUGUUAUUAUCAUCAUUUCGGAGACUCUGCUGACGACAACAUCGGCUUCAGCAGACAGCCUGACUGCCCAUCGCCUGCUCGGACCCGAGAUUCUGCGCCACCCUGGGGUUGGGCUGAUCGAGUUCAACGCGAUAGCUCCUUCGUUACUAGCCAAGGCCCUGGAGCUUGUUGUACAGAAAGAGUCACGAAAGUCGGGGCGCAGACGAACUCCAGGACCACUCGUUCUCAAGCGGCUCGGUGAAAUUGGAGACAUUCGUAGCGCUAUAUCAUCGCUCGAGUUUCUCUGCUUAAAGGGAGACCAAGAUGCCGACUGGGGAUCCAAGGUAACAUUCACGAAACAGAAGAAAGGAGCGAAAGAUGGCAUCGCCCUCACACGUGGUGAAGAGGAGAGUCUCGAACAAAUAUCUCAGCGAGAAGCUAGUUUGGGCAUCUUCCAUGCCGUCGGCAAGGUGGUCUAUAAUAAGCGGGACGAUAUGCCAUCCAACGACCCUGCAGAAAAGCUGCCGAGCUAUCUUUCGCAGUAUUCACGUCCAAAGGCAUCACUGGUGUCUGUUGAUUCGCUAAUCGAUGAGACGGGCACUGAUACACAUACAUUCAUCUCGGCUCUUCACGAGAACUACGUGCUAUCCUGCGAAGGCACAGAUCCGAUGGAUCUUUCAACUCCCAUGGAUUACGUCAACGAAUGUAUCGAGUAUCUUUCACUGGCCGACUUGCUCAGCCCUUCCCGAGAUGUCUUUUUUGGUGGACGUGGCGGGUUCAGUGGAAACUUUGGAGAUUCGGCAAGCCAUGUUCUUCGCCAAGAUGAGAUAACAUUUCAGGUUGCAGUGCGCGGCAUGCUAUUCUCCCUACCUAACCCUGUUAAAAGAAAGACGUGGACUAUGCAAAAGGGCAGUGAUGCGUUCAAGAUGUUUUACCCUACCAGUCUCAAGCUUUGGCGAACAAAGGAAGAGAUUGAAGGCCUUAUCGAUGUUUGGUCGGGGAAAGUCUUGAAGGGCGAGGCUAAUCUUCCGUCGAGAAAUAUCAUGGACGGAGCGAGCAUAUUUCGCCGUAAUCAGGCCUCGGCAACCUCGAACCAGAAGCAAGCAGGCAUAGCACCCGUAUCCAAAGACGUCAACCCAGAGGAAGAAGAGCGCGACAGCCCUCCGAUACCUACACUUGGUAGCACGGCUCGUCGUGAAUUACUUGUUGACCGGCUCCCGUACAUGGCGCAGAUUGCCCGUGGCCGCAAGACGGGGGGACGGCAGCGAGACCUCGAAAAUAUUGUUUCGUUCUCUGGCGUGAAUGUAGCACCGGACGAUGAGUCGGAUGCUGAUGAGGAGGUCGCUAUGGGUGAGACGUGGGCGACAGACAAGCCGUCCGAAGAGGCCACACCGCGGAAGAAGAGGAUGGGCAUAAAAACGGGCACGGUUACGGGCUUGCUGAAGCAGAAACUGGUUCUGAGUGACGAUGAUAUUGAGGAUUAA